AUGACCUACCAACCGGCUAUCAUGAGUGCGUCUCUCGGGCGCGCUUGGUUGCACGACCUGGACUACAAGUUGGAUCAAGCCGCCAAAGCGGGGUUCAAAGGCAUCGAGAUUUUCUACGAAGACCUGGACUAUGCCGCACGCAAGAUCUCAGGGAACGAUACACCAACUUCAGAGCAUAUUCUGGAAGCGUCGGAAAAUGUGAGCUCCGCGUGUAAAGGCCGGGGUCUCGAAAUCAUAAGCCUGCAGCCAUUCCUGUUCUACGAGGGUCUCAAGGACAGGGAUCAGCAUGCCAUUUUAAUCGAGAAAAUGGAGCUCUGGUUGAAUAUUGCAAAGAUUCUCAACACCAACACAAUUCAAGUUCCUGGCAACUUCUUGCCGGCAGAGCAGUUGACUGGCGACUUUGAUGUUAUUGCCGCCGAUCUGCGCCAAAUCGCAGACAUGGGUGCAGCGGUUGAUCCCCCAGUGCGCUACGCAUAUGAAAAUCUGUGCUGGAGUACACAUGUUGACACAUGGGAGAAGGUGUGGGAUGUGGUCAAGCGUGUUGAUAGACCCAAUUUUGGGAUGUGUUUGGAUACUUUCAACAUUGCCGGCCGGGUAUGGGCGGAUCCGGCUUCUCCGACAGGCAAGACGCCCAAUGCAGAUGCCGAGCUCAAGGCAUCGAUGGAGAGACUAGUAAAGGACGUGGAUGUUUCCAAGGUUUUCUUUAUUCAGGUAGUUGAUGCCGAGCGUAUGGAAUCGCCUCUUGUUGCAGGCCAUCCCUUCCAUGUGGAUGGUCAACCAGCCCGGAUGAGCUGGUCGCGAGCCGCGCGCACUUUCAUGUAUGAGGAGGAUCGUGGGGCCUAUAUGCCAGUGGAAGAUGUGGCCAAGGCAAUUAUUCAUGGACUGGGGUACAAAGGUCCUGUUUCGAUGGAGCUGUUCUCCAGGACCAUGGCGGAAGAAGGCCAGCACGUCCCCGAUGAGCAUGCGAUUAGGGGUAUGGCGUCGUGGAAGAAGUUGGCACAGAGAUUGAACUUGAACUAG
Messenger RNA from Penicillium pulvis, 1020 nucleotides. Its product is annotated as sugar phosphate isomerase/epimerase family protein. Bases 1 to 1020 code for a protein of 339 amino acids. The transcript has a single exon. NCBI's taxonomy places the organism in Eukaryota, Fungi, Ascomycota, Eurotiomycetes, Eurotiales, Aspergillaceae. The record is from RefSeq and is a predicted model, not a curated record.